Messenger RNA from Sycon ciliatum, 3128 nucleotides. RefSeq lists its product as uncharacterized. NCBI's taxonomy places the organism in Eukaryota, Metazoa, Porifera, Calcarea, Leucosolenida, Sycettidae. The record is from RefSeq and is a predicted model, not a curated record. The transcript is spliced from 3 exons. Bases 586 to 2595 code for a protein of 669 amino acids. Gene Ontology annotation, molecular function: protein binding.
UCAUCUCUCUGAGCGUCUCCAAGCGGUUUGCGUAGAUCCACGUGCCUGUGCUUUGUUCUCAGUCGUGACUCGCAGCCCCGGCCGCUGCCACAGUGCCAGCAAGCCAACUGGAGCCGACGACGGUCGGUCUGUAGUGCUAAUGGAUUUGAAACACGAUCAGCACAUGCGAGCAAAGGGACAGAGGGUAUGCCCCCAGAUAUCUGAACAACGAAACUUCGGAUUGCCAAGUAUUGCCAAGUGGAUUCUCGCAAGAAGAAGAAGAACACACAGGUGCGUAUUGUUUUGUAAAGGCUUGAAGCUAGUUGCGGCAGCUUGUCGAUGGACUAACGGCAUAAUGGCACUUCAUGCAGAUUCUCCGCCGCAGUAGUCUCUGGUCCUGACCGCUAACUGAGCAGCUUUGUGAACAAAUACUGGCAAAUUUGCCAAAAGACUUCACUGAAACACACUGCGACUGAGAGAAUUUGAGCUUCCGUUUGCUGCUCUGGAUCUGACCUGAUGGUACACGGAUACUCGGCGGUAGCUGAUGCAGUGAAGAGCGAGGAGUAAUUAAUAUUUAGGGAGCAGAAUACCAGUGUCGCAUUCAAGAUGUCUGUGCUCUUUGGAGCAUGCAUGCGUGGAGACGCAAGAGAUAUGGUGCCUGUGCCAGGGAUGAUGAAGACAAGACGACAUGGUGGCAGUACGGACUGGCCAGUGGUCUGGUCGCCCAGGUCAUCUCUAUCAGACGAGUCUGGAAUUGAAAUGGAAGAUGGAGGAUCAGCCGGGGCCGCGGCGGUGGGCAGCACAUUGGAUAGACAAGUUGCGGCAGCCAGGCUGCAGGCAGUAUCGCAGUGGAUAGGCCACUCUGCUCAUGGCACUCAGCAGUGGAUAGGCCACUCUGCUCAAGGCACUGAGCAGUCAGUUGCAGCAGAAAUACACCUUCAACAACCUCUGGGUUGUUCGGGGACUCAUGGUGACUACAGAUCCCCUACACGUGACGCAGAAUGCAGAGCACACACCAGUGUGAGUGUGGACGCUAGCCCAGCAAUUGUCAGGAAUACGGACAUGAGUCUACGGCCUCAGCACCAGUAUAAGGCAUCCAUAUCUGAAAGCAGUGGCACUUCUGAAGACUCAUGUGUGAGGUCGUGUCCAAGCAAUGAAGAUAUAAGGCUAGAUGACUCUCAGUCUCUCAGUCCGGAUGGGAGCCGAGCAAGUCUGCUGGAUCAACGGCCAACACCAAUCUUGCCAGGCAAGAAGCAAUCACCGAACAGCAUCAUCAGCGCAGCUUCUCACUCUAUGCUGAAUGAGCAGCUGUCGCCAUGUGACAUGCCUCACCGGCAGUAUAAUCAUACCGUUGUGAAGGACUUCAGCGCCGGCGGUGGCAGUGGCAGUGAGAAGGGCAUGACAGUGAACACAAUCGAUGUCCUCAAGGGUGAGCUGGUCAAUGUGGUCCACAUCGACAAUGGCUGGGCAUAUGUGAUCACAAUGGAUCAUUACUGUGGCUAUGUGCCAGCCAGUUACCUAGCUAAGUGUACACCAGCAGCGGCAGUGCUGCCAGUCAGUGGCGCCCAGAAUGGCCACAGCAGCGGCAGUGGUGCCGAUGGCAGUGCAACGCCCACAGCCCAGGACAGUACACAGUGUCAACACCGCCAUCGGUUACAACUAGUAAGGACUGGUGGCAGUAGCACCCACACACCUGAACACCGCACUGCUGCCCAAACCCCUACUAAUGUUAGCAACAGGGCCGUGCAGAAUGACAUUGUGCUGGCUGGGCCAGGUGGUAAUCAAGUCCACGCAAGGAUGACAUCGCCAACUCAAUCACAGGUCUCUUCAGCAACAGUGAAAGCGCAGGAGCCGAACACCACCACAGCUUCAACUGGCCAGCGUAAUGAUGAUGAUGAUGAUGAUAAUGAGGUACAGAACGUGGAUGAUCCCGACGGUUUCUGGUCAUCCAACCCGAACGCCAACCAAGGGACAUUACGAAAGUACAUGAGACGACGGCGACGAACUCGAAGCACUGAAUUGAAUAAUCAGUCAAGAAACAAGGCCCAGACGAUGGUGAAUGUACCAUCAGAAACUCUGCAGAGACCAACGGCAAACCAGAAUUCGCAUCAGCAUAGAGGGAACAAUUCCUUUUCCCACUGUGCAAAGGAUACGGCUAGCAACCAGGAAAAUAGAACGGCUCCACUGGCACACACAGGCCCGGCUCCAUUGUCUCACAAGGACACCAUCCAGCUGCAAGCUCCGGCAGCGGCAGCAACUGACUUCUGGUAUGCUGACGGCCAGAUGCUGUCUACUCCGAUGGAGCCAUUCCAAACCUGCCGAGGUGAAGAAGUGGUGUGCCUUUACGACUUUGUUGCCAUGGAUGAGAAUGACCUUUCCAUGGUAGCUGGUGAGCAACUGGUUAUUCUGAAUCAGACUGACAGUGACUGGAUGUGGGUGAGCAACGCUCGCAAUCAACAAGGAUUUGUGCCCGCCGCUUAUGUUCAACACGUGGCAGAGGAUUCAAGAGCUUUCACAACCACGGGUGAUGAACAGCGAAUGGAGCCUCCAUGUUUAUCUCCUGCGAGUCAACACGGCGGCGGCGGCGGACACGACACAGGAGGCUAUUUAGUUUGAGCCAAGCACUAAGAUUAGAUUGUCAUCUUGUUGAUCGACUAACUGUUACUUCAAAGAACAAUUUGAAUACCACCACUGACUUUUGAAUACCACCACUGACUCAUGAAUACCACCACUGACUCAUGAAUACCACCACUGACUACCACCACUGACAUGCCAUUGAAACUCAUAACACAGGGCCUGAACUAACAUUAGUACUAUCAUCAAGGAAUUAUCAUAUCUUCCAUUCCCAGUAAUCCAACAUAGAUCAGCCCCCCCCCCCCCCCCCCCAAACACACACACCGUCUAUCUCCAUGAAGCCCUGCCGGUAUGGCUGCAAUGUGCGGACAUAUGAUCAGGGGCACUCACUGUAGCGGAUUCCCACUGACUUUGAUUGUGAAUUAUGUCAUAUUGACCGUGAUGAUACAGCUUAGUCUAAGCUGCAGUUAUGGUACUACAUAUUCGGAAUACUAUCAAGUAGCUGUUACGACUGAUCUACAUGUCAGUGUGGCUCGCUUUGUCAGAAUCAUUGAAAACAGGUAAAAAUUCUUCAC